AUGUGCUUCAACCCCGAAAAGAAAGUGGAAGAAGAAAUUUCUCAACAAAAUGGAUUAACGCUAGCUGUUUUGAAAAGCGAAACUAAAUUCAACAAAGAUGUUUGCAAUGCCAUUACUUCUUUUGUCAAAUGUCUGAAGAAACCUGUUUGUAUGAUUGCUCAUAACGCUUUUAAGUUUCACUUCCCCUUACUGAAAUAUCAUAUGGAUAGAAUGAAAGUAGCAAUGCCAGAUGAUCUGUUAUGUACUGAUAGCAUUUAUUGCUACUAUGACAUAUUAAAAAGAGAAUUGUAUGUAAAGCCAAGAGAAAACACAGAAGAAAACUGUGAAGAAGAAAGUGCAGAAAGUAAAAGUGAUCCGGUAGAAAUUGAGAGGGACAUGAGAGACAGAAAGUAUGAAAAUCUAGUUCAGAAUGUAUUUUAUGAAGUGGCACCGAAAGAAUUGUACAAUUUAUCUCAUGUCUACAAAAGUGUUACCUCUGGUGAUCUUAAACAGUAUGAUGCAGAAACUAACUGUCGAAUGAUGUUGAAAAUAGCCAUUGAUUAUAAACACGAUUUUAUGGAGUGGGUAAAGAGGCAGCACUGCCCCUUCUCUGAGGUGCCCAUUAUACCUAUGUGA
Molecule: messenger RNA, 615 nt
Organism: Helicoverpa armigera (cotton bollworm)
Lineage: Eukaryota; Metazoa; Arthropoda; Insecta; Lepidoptera; Noctuidae
Exons: 1
Coding region: 1-615 (204 amino acids)
Biological process (GO): DNA catabolic process
Cellular component (GO): cytoplasm
Molecular function (GO): 3'-5'-DNA exonuclease activity; nucleic acid binding
Source: RefSeq, a predicted model, not a curated record